Neodiprion fabricii is the source of this 1156-nucleotide messenger RNA. RefSeq names its product MIEF1 upstream open reading frame protein. The record is from RefSeq and is a predicted model, not a curated record. The transcript is spliced from 2 exons. NCBI's taxonomy places the organism in Eukaryota, Metazoa, Arthropoda, Insecta, Hymenoptera, Diprionidae. The coding region runs from base 748 to 942 and encodes 64 amino acids.
CUUAAGUGCACCGCUUAACUGCACACAACCAGGCUACGGAAUCAGGUUACUAUUGUUUCCUCCUCGCUCCUGUAUCCUGGAGAACAAGAAGAAAUUCCUGCGCAAAUGUGUAGUAUUUCGUCAGAACAUGCAUGCGGUUCUUAAAAUUUGCAUUAUCUCCGCAUUGCAGAGAACAGAAGAGUAUAAUAUGAAUCUUUUCACAACUUGAUCAUGCGGUAUGGGUAAAAAAAAAACUUGUUUAAUUUCAACGCAUUUAAGCAUUGAUAAGAAUGUACAUUCAAAAAAACGUCGAUUCUAUACAGCGGUGUAAAUAUACAGGAUUCUGCAUUGCCGAUAUGAAAGUUGAUAAGGACGGAAACUGUCGAUAAGUGUGAUUUAUAAUUUGACAUGGAAUGCAUAUAUUGUUUGUCGGCAACUUAGGACCCAUUUAUUUGAUAUAGUAUUUAUCGCUGCAAAAACUGCCACGAAUUACAAGAUAUGUUAACCACAUACUACUUAACGGGUCACAAGAAGGAACAUGUUAAUCAGUUUUUAAAUUAGUCUGACGCUAGCGGGCGCUGCUAAUUCAAAGAGGUUCAACAGUUUCAUGAAAUGCUCCUAACCUAACUUUGUCUAAACUAACCUCACACGAUGAAGUUUUAUGAAAGAUAUCCCAUGUAGCAGAGGUUAAAUUACGGCAAGCAAUAAUUUGAAACGACUUGUGGUUCACACUAAGUUAAAAGAGAACGUUUGAACAAAAUCGUUAGAAUGAGAAUAAAAGUUCUGCGAUUGUAUAAAGACUUGCUCAGGUACGGACAAAACCUGCGAUACACCGAUCAGGAAUUGUUCAAAAAUAAAAUAAAAGGCAAUUUUCGAAGAAGCAAAGAUUUGUCGGAUGUAAAAGAUAUCGAAUUUCAACUUCAGAAAGGAUUUCAGUUGCUGAAGGACAAGAGAGUGAUUUAAACCCAAUUGAAUUCUUUUGCAGAAGCAUAUUUCUGAAAGCUAUGAGAUAUUUGCAAAUCUUGCAGAGUUUAGCUAAUAGUAAUUUAAAAUUAUCAGUCUCAGGCACAAACUUUUACAAAAAUCACACUCUAGAAAAAUGUAGAACAAAAAUAGGAUUGCCUCAAGUUUCCAGAAACAAGUCGCAGUUAUGGUUGACAACUCGCUCAAUGUCUAU